This is a messenger RNA of Rhinolophus ferrumequinum (greater horseshoe bat), 1899 nucleotides long. It is a transcript of the gene TLE6, whose product is annotated as TLE family member 6, subcortical maternal complex member. Gene Ontology annotation, biological process: negative regulation of canonical Wnt signaling pathway; regulation of DNA-templated transcription. Bases 79 to 1818 code for a protein of 579 amino acids. Lineage: Eukaryota; Metazoa; Chordata; Mammalia; Chiroptera; Rhinolophidae. Gene Ontology annotation, cellular component: transcription regulator complex; nucleus. Gene Ontology annotation, molecular function: protein binding; transcription corepressor activity. The record is from RefSeq and is a predicted model, not a curated record. The transcript is spliced from 16 exons.
GGCUCACCCGCGCAGCUACCUCCUUGCUUCUUCUGGACCUCUAUUCUACGGAAGAGACCUUGUGAUUACUACCUGAAGAUGAGCUAUUGGGGCCAUCCCAGCUCCCAGGGGCAACCUCCAAGGAUGGUGAGGCCCCCAGGAACUUUGGCUCAUCCUGGGGCCAGCCUUCCAACCUUGAACUCUCAGGGCAUGCUGGAGCAGCUCAAGAAGCAGUUCCCCAGGUUCCCCCCUCAGUUGCCGGCACAGAUGGAGAGCAUUUACUACUUGCUCCAGAAGGUCCGACAGGGUCUGCAGGAACAUCACAGACAGGCAGAAAACUUCCUACGGAUCAUGGAGACCUGCAGCCAACCCCCGCUUGGUGAACAGGCUGACCAGAACUCCGGGGGGCCAGCCAGCCCCAAGGCUUCCCAGCACCCAGAGGUCAAGCCCCCGCAGCCCUCCAGUUUCCAGGGGCUGGACUUUGCAGACGUCAUGGCCAUGAGGUCGUCCGACUGGCUCCAGCAGCCCUCUAGAGUGGACGACACCCCAGUCCACCAGCUGGACCCGCAGCCGUCCUGGGACUCGGAGCCCCUGUUUUGGCAGGAUGUUCUGACUGAGCAACUCUGGCAGAUUUUUGCUGGGACCUGCCGUGAGGUGGACCAGCCAGGUCACAGGCUGACAGAACAGGUGCCAAGCCUGGAAAGCCAGGAGCCAGGACCACACUCCUCUGGAGUGGAACCGUGUACUAAAGAUGCUUUGGGUUCCCAAGAAGGGAGCACAAGGCCAGGCAUGGCAGCAGGGGGGAUGCUUUCCCGUGUGGCCCAGGUGCCUGCUAGGAGAGACUGUCACUUUCUGAAGCCCAUAUGCUGGGACCCUGAGGACUUCAAAGAUGCCUGGAGGCCGGAUUUCCUGCCCUGGCAUUCCAGGAAGUUGGCCACCCCGUACAGAAUGGAGAAGAAGCGGACACUGAAACAUGGGGAGCCCGUGCUGUCCAUCGCAGUCAGCAGCUUCAUGCGGCAUGCAUUCACCUGUGGCAGGGGUGGUGUCAAGGUGUGGUGUCUGGUCGGCCAGGUGGUGGAGGACAGGCUCCCUGUGAGCCACCUGCGUGUACAGACCCACGGGGCCUACCUGCGCACCUGCCUGGUGUCCUCAGACAGCACCACCCUGCUGACGGGAGGCCACAACCUGGCGGGGGUGAGUGUGUGGGACCUGAUGGCGCCCUCCCUCUAUGUGCGAGAUGAGCUACCCUGUGCAGCUCUCACCUGCCAGGCCCUGGCUGCCAAGCUGGAGGACAAGCUGGCCUUCGCCAGCUUCACUGAUGGCACCAUCAGGAUCUGGGACCUGCGGAACCAGCGUGUGGUCAGGGACCUGCCAGGACCCACAAAUGGAGCCAAGAGCAUUGCUGUCAAAGGCCAGAACAUCUGGAUGGGGGGUCUGGAUGCCUGCCUGCGGUGCUGGGACCUGAGGAAUGCUGGGGAGCCUCAGGAAUACCAAUUUGAGUCUCAGAUAAUAAGCCUAUCCCCCAGCCCUCGGGAGGACUGGGUCCUGGUGGGCACAGCCAGUGGCCAGCAGUGGCUGCAGCCCACCCGUGGGGGCCAGAAGCACAUGGUGGGCUGUAAGGACAGCCCCAUCCUCGGUCUCAAGUUCUCCCCCUUCGGCCAGUGGUGGGUGAGCGUUGGCAUGGACAACCUGGUCAGCAUCUACAGCAUGCCCACUGGGUCCAUGGUGUUUCAGGUACCCGAGACCUCUUCAGUCAUGUGCUGUGAUGUGUCCUCUAACAACCGGCUGGUCGUCACAGGGUCCAGGGACCAUGCCUCAGUGUACCAGAUCACGUACUGAGGGGCGUACCACUGUCAUCCCAACUCAGGCUCCUCCUCUUUUUCCCCCAAAGAAGGGGGCUGGUUGUGGAGGGGCGUGGUG